CAUCGUAAGCAAUCACAGAGGCAAACAUAGCAGACACUAAUGUGAACCCCCGGCCGCCACCUUAGUUAAAAAUGACGUCUUCUCACUCGCUCUCUCUCUCCUGCUCCCUUCCUUCCUUUCUUCUUCUUCCUCUUGUCUAAUUAAAAUUCAAAAUCAUUACGACUCUCUGUUUCUAAUUCACUAUCCAUUAUCCAACAUGUCAACGCUCUUUUCUUCUCCGUUCCUGCUCUGUUUUCUCUGCCUUUUCUCUUUUGUUAAAUCCGACGAGCUUCAGAUACUUUUGAAUGUCAAAACCGCACUUCAGAAUUCAAACACCGAUGCAUUUGAUUCAUGGAGAUCAAGUAAUUCUGUUUGUAAAUUUACUGGAAUUACUUGCAAUUCAGUUAAUUCCGUCGCAGAAAUCGAACUGUCUCAUCAAAACUUAGUCGGCGCUGUUCCUCUGGAUUCAAUUUGCAAUCUUCAAUCUUUGGAAAAGCUUUCACUUGGUUUCAAUUCCUUGUCGGGUAGAAUCACUGCUGAUUUGAAUAAAUGCACGAAAUUACAAUAUUUGGACCUUGGAAACAAUCAUUUUAACGGUCCAUUUCCAGAGUUUUCCUCUCUGUUUCACUUACAGCACCUGUUCUUGAAUCGAAGUGGAUUUUCGGGUGUUUUUCCAUGGAAAUCCCUGGAAAAUAUUUCAGGUCUUGUUACUCUGAGUGCAGGGGACAAUCCAUUUGAUCCGACGCUGUUUCCAUCUGAGAUUGUGAAGCUAACAAAGUUGAAUUGGCUUUAUCUAUCGAAUUGCAGUAUAGGAGGCACAAUACCAGAAGAUAUUGGAAAUCUUCCUGAGCUAAUAAACUUGGAACUUUCCGAUAAUAACAUUACCGGCGAGAUUCCUUCGCAGAUAGGAAUGCUCAAGAACCUCUGGCAAUUGGAGCUCUACAACAACAGCUUGACCGGAAAAUUACCAUUUGGGAUGAGAAACCUAACUAAACUGGAGAAAUUCGAUGCGUCGAUGAAUUAUCUGGAAGGCGACUUGUCUGAAUUGAAAUUCUUGACUAAUCUGGUAACUCUGCAGCUAUUCGAAAACGAGCUCUCCGGUGAAAUUCCGGUUGAAUUCGGCCUAUUUAAGAAACUAGUGAAUCUUUCUCUGUACCGAAACAAAUUAACCGGUCCAAUUCCUCAACAGCUUGGUUCUUGGGCCAAUUUUGAUUUCAUUGACGUGUCAGAAAACAACUUGACCGGUCCAAUUCCACCAGAUAUGUGCAAGCAAGGGACGAUGGAGGCACUUCUAAUGCUUCAAAACAAUCUCACAGGAGAAAUUCCAGCAAGUUAUGCGAAUUGCACUACGUUGAAGAGAUUUAGAGUCAGUAAAAACUCGCUUUCCGGCAGCGUUCCCGCCGGAAUUUGGGGAUUGCCAAAAGUCAACAUAAUUGAUAUCGAGUUAAAUCAGUUUGAAGGUCCGGUGACUUCUGAUAUCAAGAACGCCAAAGCCCUUUGGCAGUUGUUCCUCGGAAACAACCGAUUAUCGGGUGAAUUGCCGGAGGAGAUUUCGCAAGCAACAUCUCUGAACUCAAUCAAGUUAAACGAUAAUCAAUUUUCAGGCAAGAUACCGAGAUCAAUAGGAGAACUUAAUCAACUGAGUACCCUUUAUUUGCAUAAUAAUACGUUCUCUGGUUCCGUACCGGACUCAUUAGGCUCAUGUGUUGCUCUCAAUGAUUUGAACAUAGCCCAUAAUUUACUUUCCGGCGAAAUUCCUUCUUCCUUAGGAUCUCUCCCGAGUUUAAAUUUUUUGAAUUUGUCGGAGAAUCAACUUUCAGGGCAUAUUCCAGACAGCUUGUCCUCUUUGAGGCUAAGCUUACUCGAUCUUUCUCAUAAUAGGUUAACCGGUAGGAUACCUCAAUCUUUGUCAAUUGAAGCUUACAAUGGAAGUUUUAGCGGUAAUCCUGGCCUUUGUAGCCAAACAGUGAGUACUUUUCAGCUAUGCAAGCCAGAAUCCGGCAUGUUGAAAGAUGUUCGUACAGUCAUAGCUUGCUUUGCUGUAGGAGCAGCAAUCUUGGUUCUUGCCCUUGUCUACUUCUUGUAUUUAAAGAAGAAAGAAAAAGAUCAAGACCAUUCAUUGAAGGAAGAAUCUUGGGAUGUGAAGUCUUUCCAUGUGUUAAGCUUUGGUGAGGAAGAGAUUCUUGAUUCUAUUAAAGAAGAUAAUUUAAUAGGAAAAGGAGGAUCUGGAAAUGUGUACAAAGUACUGCUCGCCAAUGGUAAAGAGCUUGCUGUCAAACAUAUUUGGAAUACAGAUUCGGGUGGCCGGAAAAAGAGCUGGAGCACAACCCCAAUGCUCACCAAGCGCGGCGGAAAAUCUAAAGAAUUUGAUGCUGAAGUGCAGACCUUAAGCUCAAUUAGGCAUGUCAACGUAGUGAAACUGUACUGUAGCAUUACCAGCGAAGACUCGAGCCUUCUGGUUUACGAGUACUUGCCUAAUGGAAGUUUAUGGGACCGUCUGCAUAUUUCGAAAAAGAUGGAGCUUGAUUGGGAGACAAGGUAUGAGAUUGCCAUAGGAGCAGCUAAGGGACUGGAGUACUUGCAUCACGGAUGCGACAGACCCAUAAUUCACAGAGAUGUCAAGUCCAGUAACAUUUUGUUGGAUGAAUUCUUGAAGCCAAGAAUUGCAGAUUUUGGACUCGCCAAGAUUGUUCAAGCAAAUAGUGCCAAAGAUUCCACACAUGUAAUUGCCGGUACCCAUGGUUAUAUAGCUCCCGAAUAUGGAUACACAUACAAAGUUAAUGAGAAGAGUGAUGUGUAUAGUUUCGGAGUGGUAUUAAUGGAGCUAGUGAGUGGGAAGAAGCCAAUAGAAGCAGAAUAUGGAGAAAACAAAGACAUAGUGGAUUGGGUUUCUAGCAACUUGAAGAGCAGAGAGAGCGUGUUUAGCAUAGUGGACUCAAGAAUUCCACAAGUUUUUAAAGAAGAUGCAGUUAAGGUGCUAAGAAUUGCAAUUCUGUGUACUUCAAGGGUUCCAAGUUUAAGACCUACGAUGCGAAGUGUAGUUCAAAUGCUAGAACAAGCAGAACCGUGUAAGCUGGUAGGCAUUGUCAUUAGUAAAGAUGGUGCUAACAAGAAAAAGGAAGGGUUCAAUUCUGACAUUUAAGCCAAGGUUGGAGAUCUUAUGCUAGCCAUUUCCACUAGAAGAUGUAUAACAUAUAAUGUAAAAUGUUAGAGUUGAGAUUGGUUGUAAUAUAUAUUAGUUAAGACUUUGCAAUGUUCAUUGGAGAUGUAGAGAGCUAAAGCUUUCUUUUUGUUGUGUUAGUACAAUUGAAGGGCAGAACAGCAGAAGCAGAUGCCAAAAAUCAAAUAAAAAUUAAAGGUCCUUUUUGUUGUCAAGCACAAAUUUAUAGCAUAUUUACUCAUAAUCAAAUAAAAUUGAUAUUGCCAAUCA
Jatropha curcas is the source of this 3409-nucleotide messenger RNA. RefSeq names its product Leucine-rich receptor-like protein kinase family protein. Gene Ontology annotation, biological process: protein phosphorylation. Gene Ontology annotation, molecular function: receptor serine/threonine kinase binding; protein kinase activity; ATP binding. NCBI's taxonomy places the organism in Eukaryota, Viridiplantae, Streptophyta, Magnoliopsida, Malpighiales, Euphorbiaceae. The record is from RefSeq and is a predicted model, not a curated record.